Suillus clintonianus is the source of this 3445-nucleotide messenger RNA. RefSeq lists its product as uncharacterized. The transcript has 8 exons. The record is from RefSeq and is a predicted model, not a curated record. Gene Ontology annotation, cellular component: cell division site; cytoplasm; plasma membrane. Gene Ontology annotation, molecular function: phospholipid binding; protein binding. Lineage: Eukaryota; Fungi; Basidiomycota; Agaricomycetes; Boletales; Suillaceae. Gene Ontology annotation, biological process: cytoskeleton organization. Bases 127 to 3066 code for a protein of 979 amino acids.
GGCGUGUAUACGCACUCUCAAGACCAACUUAACGGACGACCCAGUUCGCUUUGAAACGACGACAUUCCGUACUUCAAACUUAAUUGUUGUACCUCUCCUGAUUGUCAAUUUCGCCAUAAAUCACGAAUGAUGUCUGCCAGGAGGCAGUCAUCCACGACAUCUCUAGCCAAAUAUGCACGGACCACUUCGCCCGAUACCAAUAUUCGCUCUCUGGAUUUCUGUAACUCAUUCUGGGGUCUUGGAGAUGCAGGUGUAGAAGUAUUGUUUGCUCGAAUGCGAGGAGGGGCAAGGACAAUGGAUGAGUUGAAGAACUUCUGGAAGGAGCGAUCUGCGAUCGAAGAAGACUAUGCAAAACGGCUCGCGAAGUUGGCCAAAAUGUCAAUUGGCAAGGAUGAAAUAGGGGAACUACGGAACUCCGUGGAUACAUUGCGUCUCGAAACCGAUAAGCAAGCCGGUUAUCACUUGCAGCUUUCGCAGCAAAUACGGAAUGAUCUCGAAGGUCAGGCCGCGGCUUUCUCCGCAAGGCAGCAACAGCACAAGAAGACCUAUCAAGCCGCUAUCGAGAAGGAGUUCAAAGUGAAGCAAACACGCGAACAGCACGCAAGCAAAGCUCGGGAAAAAUAUGAAUCUGAUUGCCUCCGUAUCAACUCCUACACUGCUCAGUCGACGCUAGUUCAGGGCAAAGAUCUCGAGAAAAUUCACCUGAAGCUCGAACGUGCCCAGCAGACAGUGCAAGUAAACGAAAAUGAUUACGCCCAGUUUACCCGGGUAUUGCAAGAGACAAUGCAGAAGUGGGAGCAUGAUUGGAAGGCAUUCUGCGACACCUGCCAAGAUCUCGAGGAGGAGCGAAUGGAGUUCAUGAAGGAUAAUAUGUGGGCCUAUGCCAAUUCCGUAUCAACAGUAUGUGUCUCUGAUGACGAGUCUUGCGAGAAAAUGCGACUCGCCUUGGAACAAAUGGAACCGGAGAAGGAGAUGGAAAAUUUUGUACGUGACUACGGAAUGGGAAAUGCGAUACCCGAACCUCCGGCAUUCGUCAACUACACCAGUACCGAUGCAGUGCCUUCAUCUUCUGCUCGCAUCGCUACUCGUCCUGCAACCUUUUCUCGGGUAUCACAAAGGUCAUCGGCCGGGCGCAGCGCUCCCCCGCCGGAGCCCGAAGACCCCUACGAUGAUACCAACCAUGCAGGUGUAGGGGCGAUUGGUGUAGGAAGUCGCAACUCUCCCGCUGAAUCUACCCUCGCGAGAAGUCAGACCCAAAGAUCUCAAAGUGGACGCUCUCAAAUGAACGGUGUCAACGGGCAUGUAUCCCCUCUCCGCGAUACCCAACAUCAGACGUCCGAGGCACAGAGGCGCAACAGUACAGCCUCUGCUCUUCGACCUACACAAGAGCCCCGUGGGGAUCCAGUUGACCCUACAGUCUCUACCACGCAGUUAGUUAUCGGAGGGCAGACUUGGAAUGUUGAUCCGAACAAGGACCCGCAACAGCAGAGAGCCCAAUUUGGGACUUCUCCUGUUGGAGAGCAAAAUGACCCAUUAGUCAGGCAAAUGGCUGAGCUCACCGCUGCCCAGAACUUGGCUAGGCGUCCUACCGCUCGCAGGGACACACUAUCAGGACAAGAUCCCCGCAGAGCUACAACUGACUCUCUCGUUACCCCUACUUCAGCCAACUCUGGCAAUCGUGAUUUCCGCAAUUCAGCUGAAGUCGUGGUUGGGUCAUACCCCCUUGCACCGUCUCGCUCGAACUCUCCAAAUCCUCCUAAACCCAUUCUUGCAGCUCCUCCGCCACCCUCACUUUCACAGUCUUCCUCGAACCUCCCAGUCGAGCAAGUCCUCAAUAAUUAUGGUCGUACGUUCCCUGGAGAACAACGAUCUCGUAGCAGGGCUAAUAGCUUUGUUGGUCCGCCACCCGCUGUUAACAAUCACCAAACCCAGGAUCCAAAUGGGGUACGGCCGACUAGCCGAGGGGGCUAUCCUGGUGUUGGUACUCAAAACCUAGGUCCUCAGCCUCCAACAGGGUCACUUGUUCGUGCGCCGUCGAUCGCUCAAAGACCGGUUACGCCGAACAACCCAGUCGGCAUUGCUCUUGGCCCAGAUGGAAGUGUCGUGGUCGAUCAUAUGGCACGUCAGCCCCCGAGACAAUCACCCUACAGCCAUGCGCAACCAUCUAGCGCUCAACCAUACCCGGGGUAUAAUAAUAAUGACAACCGACAGCCACAGCCGCAGCCUCAGCCGCAACCUCAGCCUCGCGCUGAUUAUGGUGCUGUGACGACUUAUGCUGCACCUGCUCCACCACAACCUUACGUCAACUAUAAUCACGCACCUCAACGUCCUCAAUAUGAUCCUCAGCCUGUCGUCCCUUACCAGCCUCCUCCACCACCGCAGCAGCCUUACAACAACUACGGCCCGCCUGCACGGAAUCCGUCAAUUGUGGCUCACCCAAGCCAGGGUGUGAUCAAUCACCACCCUCAGCAACCUUACUAUGGUCAUAAUAAUACGAAUGCCUACCGUGCGCCAAGCCCUGCGAUGACGCGCACACCUUCUCCACAGCUCCCACGUCAUCCACCGCCUCCCACCGGUGCCUAUACUGAUGAUGGCCGCCCCAUCCUGUUUUACGUGAAAGCGCUGUACGAUUAUGCAGCGACGAUUGACGAAGAAUUUGAUUUCCAAGCGGGCGAUAUCAUCGCGGUAACUGAUACCCCCGAGGAUGGGUGGUGGAGUGGAGAGUUGCUUGAUGAAACUCAUCGGCUCCCUAAAAUCUACCCGAGCAAGGAUAACGUUCGUGGUCAUCGCAUUCUUAUCCGAGUACCACCAUACCUAGCAUUUGCCUUUGUCACAGCGGUUCUUGUGGUCAAUAACCCCUUGACGCUCCCAACAAUCCUUCUUCGACAAGCUAUUAUGCGUCCCUAUGCCAUUUACGAGCACCCCGAUUUCACCCUCUCCACUGAGUCGGUAUCAACGCUGCAAAAGAUUGCAGCGGCUUUGACUGCCGUUGCUGCAUCCAGUGCAGCUGUGUAUGAGUACAUCGCCCGCGUUGGUACUAGCCAGGGAAGCUCGACGCUUCUUUAGGCCUAGACGGAAGUCCAAGCAUUCCGUACUCACGGAAUUGGCAAACACGAGGCAUUGCCUCGUUCAUUCGUCAGAUGGUCGGUUUGUAGGAUCUAGAGCAUAUCAAGACUUCGAUAGAAGCAGGGGACAGGCUUAGGCGGACCCCGGAUUGGACAGAGGGUAAAAGCAAAUGUAAGAGUGCGCAGACUUAUCGCGGUGUAGGGUUAUAUGCAGCUCCUGUAGACGGUUCCCAUCAGGAAUGGACAUUACCGGUGAAUCGCUAUGUAUUAUCAGUUAGGGUAUUUUGUUGUACAAGUGUUAUCCAGUACUUUCCAUGUUAUUCUUUUAUGAUACAAUCGUUCAUUACUGCCAUCAUCUAGAGAUUUUUGAGAGCUAUCAU